Molecule: messenger RNA, 312 nt
Organism: Trypanosoma conorhini
Lineage: Eukaryota; Euglenozoa; Kinetoplastea; Trypanosomatida; Trypanosomatidae
Exons: 1
Coding region: 1-312 (103 amino acids)
Source: RefSeq, a predicted model, not a curated record
AUGGGCACCGGCAGCGACGCUGUGUCGCUUUGCAGGCGUAUUGUGCAAAGUGUCAACGACGCGACGACGUCGCGUAGAGCGUUUCUGCAUGAGAGCAGCAUCGUUGGAUGGAGGCACGGGUAUUUACCUGUUGAAGGGCCAGCGUAUCUGCUACUCUCCCAAGCUUCCUCAAGCACGCCAUCAAUGUUGGUGGGCUAUCGAGUUAUCGGGGCCACGGCGGCGGCGCUGCUGCUGGCUAAGUUGGCCUAUGGUUUUUACCACUUCAAGGGGCUUGCUUUCAUAAGGGCAUCUGAGCAGGAGGAGCUGAGUUGA